Molecule: messenger RNA, 1353 nt
Organism: Lodderomyces elongisporus
Lineage: Eukaryota; Fungi; Ascomycota; Pichiomycetes; Serinales; Debaryomycetaceae
Gene: TRM6
Product: tRNA 1-methyladenosine methyltransferase subunit
Exons: 1
Coding region: 1-1353 (450 amino acids)
Biological process (GO): tRNA methylation
Cellular component (GO): nucleus; tRNA (m1A) methyltransferase complex
Source: RefSeq, a predicted model, not a curated record
AUGAGCAGAAAUGACUCGAUUAUAGAGGCGGGACAGCAUGUUCUUAUACGCUUACCUUCAGAAGGUUUAAAGAUUGUACAUCUACAAACAUCGGGUUUGAUUGGUUUGGGGAAGUUUGGUACUUUUGAAGUUGCGCAUAUUCUAGGUCAACCACUUGGUUCAUCUUUUGAGAUUUUGGAAAACAAUACAGUCAGGCGUAUCAAAAGUCUAACUGAGACUUUAAAUGAUGACGAUCUUCCCGAUGAGGCUGCACAAAAGGAGGAAUUGACCAAGAUGUUCAGUAAUAGUGCAGAGAAUAAUCAAAAUAUUCUUGAUAUCGGCGAAAAAAUUCAAAGCUUGAGCAAGAAAGAUAUCGAUGAGUUAAAGAAAAGUGGAGCAUCCUCGAAUAUAGGCCAGACUAUUAUUGAGAAGAUUAUUGCUGGACAUGGCGGGUUUGACAAAAAGACGCUUUUCUCCCAACAAAAGUAUUUGAAAAGAAAGCAACAAAAGUUUUUGAGGCGAUUCACUGUGGACUACUUGGGCGCAUCACGAUUGUUGGAAUACUACAUUGAAAAGGAUGCAUACAGAAUGCAAGGGUUAUCUAUUGAAUCAUUGGGAUUAAUGAUGUCGUAUGCAAAUAUCAGACCGGGUGGGAAAUACUUGGUUAUUGAUGAAAUCAGUGGGGUUCUCACAUAUGCUUUAAUGGAAAGAAUGCAGGCCCAAGGUACACUCGUUUUACUCCAUGAGAAUGAGCACUGCAAUUUAAAUGCAUUGAAAUACACCGACUAUCCCGAAGAUGUUGUAAACGGCAUCGUAAAACCAAUCAACUGGCUUCAAUUCACCGAGCCUCAAAAUGAAAGAAUUAAACCAGAGGACCUGGUUGAAACAGAUUUCACAAAGAGCAAAGCUCGGGAACAAUUCAUCAAAAGGCGAGAACGUGCCAACAAUAUCAAUACUGUUAUUGAUUUAGUUGAACAAAACAAUUUUGAUGGGUUCAUUUCGAUAUCUACACUCUAUAUGCCAGAUGUAAUGGACUUUGUGCUUCCUAGAAUUGGUGGAUCGCGACCAAUUGUCGUCUACAAUCAAUACAUGGAACCACUUGCUGACCUUCAGAGAAAAUUCCAAAGCGAUAAACGUGUUUUGGCUCCUUCUAUGUUCGAAACAAGAGUAAGGCCAUAUCAAACUAUCCCAGGAAGGAUGCAUCCUUUAAUGACAAUUCGAAGUGGCGGUGGUUAUGUAUUAUGGGGAACCAGAGUCAUACCUAAUGAUCUAGUUGUUGCAGUUGGUAAAGGUAUUAAAAGGAAACACGAGGAUUCACCUGAGUCAUCUGAAGUAAAAGAUGCAGCUGAUGUCAAAGAUUCGCCAAUUGGUUGA